CAAUUUCUUAGCUUGUGGGUGGGAAUUCCUAUAUAUCUAACUUGAUAUGAAAAAUAUGUCCUCUUGCUCCAGGUGUUAAUUUAUCCAACACAAGAUCACCGAUAUCGUUGAGCUCGAUCGAAUGCCCAAACAAUAAUGUCUGAUCAGCAUGAAGACAUUUAUCAGAAGACGUUGGCUUCUUCUCUGCAAAGCCAUACUAGUUUUUGGAGAAAAUUCUCAGAGGCCGAUUUUGUGCUAGGGUUACCAUUAGAGAUGAGCUGGGAAAUGGUGGAAGAGCUGACUCAUGGGUUCAGGAGUAGAAUUCCGGCAUAUGAUCAGAAUGGCGAAUACUUACCGUAUGAGGGAUUGCAACCUGUUAAUGGUACCCGGUUGACGGUAAAGAGAUACACCGGAGAGUGGCAUACUAUUCUUCAAAAAGAAAAGAAAGCAGCCUUGUCUAUGCGCCACAAAAAUAUACUUCGGCUGACUGCUUUUUACGAUGGUGAAAAUACGACUGUCCUGGCAUUUCCAUUUACAAUAAGAGGGCCGUUACACACAAAUCUCUAUGGAUCAAUGGGGAAACAGUUGAAACUGAAAUUUCAAGAAAAGUUGAAGAUAGCUAUAGAUAUUGCUCGAGGGCUUCGAUACAUGCAUGAAGAAUGUCCUCAAGGUCCCAUAGUCCAUGGCAAUUUGCUCAUAACCAACAUUUUUCUGAGAAAUGACUUACGCCCGAUGAUCUCUGGUUUUGGGCAAGCUACCUGGCUUCAUCUUAAGCAAACAAAGCCAAACUCCAACCAAAAGUGUUCACUUCGGGAUCAUUUGGACCGCGAAGCAAUGGCUCUAGUGAAAUUCGACAUCCAAUCCUAUGGAGUCUUGCUGUUGAGGCUCUUCUGCAAAAGGUCUGCCACACUGCAGGACGACAAAACUUUGACCGAGUGGGCUCGUCCGUUGUUGAUGAAACGAGCGUUCCACGAACUAUUAGAUGAAGAUUGGGAAGAUGUAGACAUGCAUGAAAUGUUUAGAGUGAUGUGCACCGCAUAUCAGUGCACAAUGUCUAGUCCAGAUAUGAGACCAUGCAUAAGCGAGAUUAUAUCUUAUCUCAAAGGAGAGAAUUUUUGUGUGAUGCAAACAUCUCCAUCUGAUAGCAUUCGAUAAGACUAAAAGACGAAGCAUGUCGAUAUCAAGCUGCAUGCGCAGAACUACACAUACUGGCGAUCUAAUGUUCUUAAUCUUCUUGUUAAAAUGUUUGAAGUAUUGCGCGCCUUCCAUGCAUAUAUAUGUAUAUAGACCUAGGGAUGAUUGAAAUAAGCAUGUUCUCUUAUUUGAAAAAUGGGCGCCUGGUUUCAACCAGGUUGAUCGUCUGAUAUCGAAUUAGUAGAUCAACCUAGCUAGCUUGUGAAAUUUGAUCCUCGUAUAUAACUAUAUACAGCUUUCUUUUUUAUUUGUC
Molecule: messenger RNA, 1426 nt
Organism: Rosa rugosa (rugosa rose)
Lineage: Eukaryota; Viridiplantae; Streptophyta; Magnoliopsida; Rosales; Rosaceae
Product: probable receptor-like protein kinase At1g80640
Exons: 6
Coding region: 136-1134 (332 amino acids)
Biological process (GO): protein phosphorylation
Cellular component (GO): plasma membrane
Molecular function (GO): ATP binding; protein kinase activity
Source: RefSeq, a predicted model, not a curated record